Messenger RNA from Nanorana parkeri, 735 nucleotides. RefSeq names its product claudin 18 (gene CLDN18). The transcript has 5 exons. The coding region runs from base 1 to 735 and encodes 244 amino acids. The record is from RefSeq and is a predicted model, not a curated record. Gene Ontology annotation, cellular component: plasma membrane; bicellular tight junction. Gene Ontology annotation, biological process: bicellular tight junction assembly; cell adhesion. NCBI's taxonomy places the organism in Eukaryota, Metazoa, Chordata, Amphibia, Anura, Dicroglossidae. Gene Ontology annotation, molecular function: structural molecule activity.
AUGUCAGUCACAAUGUGUCAAACGCUGGGCUUUAUUGUCUCUGCCCUGGGUUUUGCUGGAAUCAUCGCAUCCACGUGCCUGGAUAUGUGGAGCACACAGGACCUCUAUGAUAAUCCAGUGACUGCUGUGUACCAGUACCAGGGCUUGUGGAGAAGCUGUGUCAGACAAAGCUCAGGAUUGACAGAAUGCCGACCCUACUUCACCAUCCUUGGGUUACCAGCAAUGUUUCAGGCAUGCAGAGCGUUGAUGAUUGUAGGGAUUGUGCUGGGAGCAGUCGGUUUACUUAUAGCAAUUUUUGCCCUGAAAUGUAUCAGAAUUGGAAGCAUGGAAGACUCUGCCAAAGCCAACAUCACUCUUACAUCUGGAGUUUUGUUCAUCGUAGCAGGUCUUUGUUCAAUAAUUGGUGUGUCAGUCUUUGCCAAUAUGUUGGUGACCAACUUUUGGAUGACCACAUCUAGCAUGUACACAGGCGGAGCCAUCAGUGGUAUGGGAGGGAUGGGAGGUCUGCAGACUCUCCAGACAAGAUACACAUUUGGCUCUGCUUUAUUUGUUGGAUGGGUAGCCGGCGGUAUUUCAUUAAUUGGUGGUGUCAUGAUGUGCAUUGCAUGCAGAGGUUUAAUGCCUGAAGAAACUACAGCUCAUUGGAGGAACAGACCGAGGAAGGAGCGGGCACAGAUGGCUAUGGCUCUAGAGAGGCAGAGCCAGCUGUCAAUCAGGCAACUUGGUGGAGGAUGA